AUGGGUGAAAUAGUGAAGAAACUGGACACUGGAUUUGCUAUGAAAGAUCUUGGGCCCUUGAGUUUCUUUCUAUGUAUUGAAAUACAGCAGUUACAUACCCCAUUGCCUUACAAGUAUGGUCUACAAGAAGCUAUUAUAAAUGCAGUUGAUCCCUCAAUCUUUAGAAGCACAGUGGGAAGCCUGCAGUAUGUCAAUGGAACCAUUGAUCAUGGAUUGAGAAUUAUAUCUCAAUCCUCCUUCAGGCUCUAUGGAUUCUCAGAUGCAUACUGGGCAGGGUGUGCUACAACUAGAAGUUCUACUACUAGAUAUAGUGCGUAUCUUGGUGCAAACUUUGUGUCCUGGUCUUCAAGAAAGCAAGACACUGUUGAAAGAUCAAGUGUUGAAGCUGAAUAUACAGUAUUGGCAGCAACUACAACUGAACUCACAUGGAUUUGCUACAUCCUUCAAGAUAUUGGAGUAUAUAUCCAGGCUGCUCCCACUCUCUUUCAUGACAACCUGAGUGGUUUAUACAUGACUACUAAUCCAGUAAUGCUGCCAGAACCAAAUAUGUAG
Capsicum annuum is the source of this 552-nucleotide messenger RNA. RefSeq lists its product as uncharacterized. Lineage: Eukaryota; Viridiplantae; Streptophyta; Magnoliopsida; Solanales; Solanaceae. The transcript is spliced from 3 exons. The record is from RefSeq and is a predicted model, not a curated record. Bases 1 to 552 code for a protein of 183 amino acids.